Messenger RNA from Geosmithia morbida, 2598 nucleotides. Its product is annotated as vesicle-fusing ATPase. Bases 1 to 2598 code for a protein of 865 amino acids. Gene Ontology annotation, biological process: Golgi to plasma membrane protein transport; intra-Golgi vesicle-mediated transport; SNARE complex disassembly. Lineage: Eukaryota; Fungi; Ascomycota; Sordariomycetes; Hypocreales; Bionectriaceae. Gene Ontology annotation, molecular function: ATP hydrolysis activity; ATP binding. Gene Ontology annotation, cellular component: Golgi stack. The record is from RefSeq and is a predicted model, not a curated record. The transcript has 3 exons.
AUGUCGAGGCUGCCACCUGGCCAGGGGUUGCCCAACCCCAACGCUCGUUCUCAGCAAGGUGGCUACAAUGGCCUUCCGCAAGGCUACCCGCCCAACCGUCAACCGAAUUCGGGGUUCAAUCCCGCACAAGGAAUGAGCUCUUCCCAAGGGUACCCCAGCCGAGGAAACGCUCCUCCUGCAGGCUAUCCCGUUUCCGCAAAUUACGAUGCCUCCAGGAACGGAGCGAACAGAGACCCCCGAGAAAUUUCCAUGGCUCAACCCCCCCCUCCCAAUCCAGCAGAACGCUUUGAAAAAUCGAGCGGUAGCUCAAAUGGAUGGAUGCGUGGGUUCGGGAUUGAGAAAUUAAAAGGAAAACCACUCCAGCAGGAAUUCAUUUAUUCGAAUCUGUGCGCCGUUUCACCUCGAAACUUUCGUGCGCAAGAGGGAAAAGGACACUUUCCGCUCCGGAUUCGCCGUCAAACGGACGACGGCAGCCAAAAACAUAUCGACUAUAUUGUCGAAGCAAAGACACAUGAAGGCUUUCCCGAGAACAAAAUCAGCCUGUCCCAGGAACAGCGUCUCUGGUUGAAACUAGCCCAGACGGAUAUACUGGAGGUAGCGGUAGUCUCGCCAUCAGCUGAUCCCCCGCUGUCCUCUUUGGUCUUUGUUGAAAUGAACGUCAUGUUUGCUUCUGAACCAUUCGAGACCACGUAUGAUGAGGUGUUUCUUACGUCGAAGUUUGCCGAAAAGUUCGAUAAGCACACGCUUGCACCUGGCCAGCGAAUACUGAUGUUUGCCGACGACCACGGCGACGUCCGCCUUCUGUUCAUUGUCAAAUCAGUGACCCUUGAGUCCAAAUCUGGGAAUGAAAAGUACCCCAUCCAGACAGCUCCCGACGCCAGGGGUAGUCUUCUCCUGGGCAAGACAAAAGUUAGCCUCGAAACCAUCGAGUCGGAUUCGAAACUAACCCUGAAUGCGGCUCCGGGCAAGCCGAGCGCCAAUGCCAUACUGGCCCCGGAUUUCAAGUUCGAGGACAUGGGCAUUGGUGGCCUCGACAAAGAGUUCUCGACCAUAUUUCGCCGAGCAUUUGCGUCUCGCGUCUUUGACCGUCAACUUGUUGCAGACAUGGGUAUCAACCACGUCAAGGGCAUGCUUUUGUAUGGACCUCCUGGAACUGGCAAGACUCUAAUCGCCAGGCAGAUUGGCAAAAUGUUGAAGGCCCGACCUCCAAAGGUAAUAAACGGCCCAGAAGUCCUUAACAAAUAUGUUGGCCAGUCUGAGGAGAAUAUCCGCAAGAUGUUUGGAGACGCUGAGAAAGAAUACAAAGAGAAGGGUGAUAGGAGUGGCCUCCACAUCAUCAUUUUCGACGAGCUGGACGCUGUAUGUAAGCAACGAGGAUCUGGGAGUGGAGGCGGUACGGGUGUCGGGGACAGCGUGGUGAACCAGCUUUUGUCCAAACUCGAUGGUGUUGAUCAGCUUAACAACAUACUGCUUAUUGGCAUGACGAACCGAAAGGACAUGAUUGACGACGCUCUUUUGCGACCGGGCCGUUUGGAAGUCCACAUUGAAAUUUCCUUGCCAGACGAGGCAGGGCGUUUACAGAUUCUGAACAUCCAUACGUCCAAGCAGAGAAAGGGCGGCAGGCUAGGUGAUGACGUUGACCUGGAGAAUCUCGCAUCCCUCACCAAAAAUUUCUCCGGCGCUGAACUUUAUGGCCUCGUCCGAUCUGCGACAUCUUUCGCCUUUUCGAGGCACACUGAGGUCGGCCAAAUGGCCAACCCAAAGGAUGUGGCCAACAUCAAGGUGCAACGCGACGACUUCAUGCAAGCUCUAGGGGAGGUCCGGCCGGCCUAUGGCGUGUCCGAGGCGGACCUGAAAAACGCCGUGCGCUUGGGCAUUAUGACUCGCUAUAGCACGCACGUCAAUGCCAACAUCGAUGCUGUGUCACGUUCUGUCAGGACGGCCCGGGAGGACCCUCAUAAGUUUAGCACCUCAGUACUAUUUCACGGACCCAAGGGGUCGGGCAAGACGGCUUUGGCUGCCCACAUUGCCAUGAUGUCGGACUUCCCUUUCGUCAAAAUGAUCAGGCCGGUUGAUCUUGCUGGCUAUAAGGAUGAAUUUGCCAAGAGGGACCAUAUCCACAAGGCGUUCGCAGACGCAUGGAAGUCUCCUGCUAGCAUCCUUAUUCUUGAUGAUUUCGAACGGCUGAUCGGGUGGAGCCCCAUUGGGCCUCGGUAUUCAUCCACGAUGGUGGAGAUUUUGACCACGCUCGUGAUUUCCGAGCCUCCCAGGGGCCACCGCCUUGUCGUCUUCGCCACGACUUCUCAGCCUUCAGUCCUUCGAAUGCUCGAGGUCGAUCGGGACUUCGCCAAGAAUGUUGCAGUGCCAGCUGUGUCCAACCUCACAGAGCUCGAAGAGCUUCUUGAUGAGACGCCAUUCUUCGACUCUGAUAAUGUGCCCCGUGCUAUCGAGAAAAUAAGAGAGUUCACACCAUCCGGACGGGUUGACGUGGGUAUCAAAACAAUUUUCGACUGCAUAUUCGAAGCGCAAAAUGGCGUUUUUGAUGUCGUCGGUACCUUUGCCGACUUGAUGAGCGAUCAAAUACAGGCUACACGAUGA